Molecule: messenger RNA, 1560 nt
Organism: Naegleria lovaniensis
Lineage: Eukaryota; Heterolobosea; Eutetramitea; Acrasida; Naegleriidae
Exons: 1
Coding region: 1-1560 (519 amino acids)
Source: RefSeq, a predicted model, not a curated record
AUGGCCAACCAUCCACACGAAGGUGCUGUGAGAGUGAUGCUUGUGAAUUGUUCUGUCUGUCCGUUUUUCAAUGCUUCUCAUCAUGAUGAUGAUGAUCAAGAGCAAAUGAUGAUGGCUAAACAAGUCCGGACUGUUGAAAAUUUAUUGAAACAAAAAUUUACACUGCAGCAACAAGGAACCAAGAAGUGGUUGGAAAAUCGGGAAUUGGAAUAUCCACAUUUCUUUCCCAUUGAAUUUCAGAAUGAUCAAUCAUUCGUUUUGAAUCACAUUGCCAAGUUCGGAUAUGGCUUGAAAUACGCUUCGGAUGCGUUGAGAAGGAACCGAGAUUUUUUGUUGCAAGUAAAACCUCUCAACCUCUCUCAUGUGGCAGAAGAAUUGCAAAACGAUAAGAGUUUUGUUAUGAAAGUCGUUCAACAACAAGGAAAGGCGCUUGAAUUUGCUUUGUGCAACCAUCAACGAGAUAGCGAGGUUGUGUUAGCUGCUGUGAGACAAAAUGGUGAAGCGUUGCAAUACGUCGAUGAACACGAACGAAAUAACUGGCAACUAGUUCUUGAAGCUGUUAGGCAAAGCAAGAAAGCACUGCGUUGGGCAUCAUGUGAGUUGCUUACAAACAAAGAUUUCAUGUUGAAAGCACUUCAAACAGUAUUUCCUGAACUAACAUGUUUUGAUUGUUCUAACAAAGAAAUCAUGCUCAAAGUGGUCCAAGAAUUUGGAUUUUUGUUAAAAUUUGCAUCUAAUGAACUGAAAUGUGACAAGGAAGUUGUUUGUAAUGCUAUCAGAAAUGAUGCCUUGUCACUCCAAUAUGCUUCUGAAGAUCUGAAGAAAUGUGAAGAAAUUGUAUUGAUGGCUGUUGAACAAGACGGAAGAGCGUUGCAAUACGCAUCUUAUCCGAAACAGUAUCCACAAAUCGUAUUGACAGCAGUUAGACAAAACGGAAAUGCACUUCAAUAUGCUUCAAAAUCUAUCCAACGCAACCCAGAAAUUGUUUUGGAGGCAGUUAAACAAAACAGAGCUGCAAUUAUGUACGCUUCAAACGAUCUUAAGGAAAACAAAGAAUUCUUGUUAAGAGCUCUUGAAGAAGGAUGUUACAAGAUUCUUUAUAGGAUUUCUGACGAACAAUUUGUGUUGAAAGCAGUUCAGAGAAAUGGUCUCUGUGUAGAAUUAGCUAGAGAUUUUCGUAGGGACAAACAAGUAAUGUUGGCUGCCGUGAAAAAUAAUGGAUAUGCGUUAUAUCACGCUAGUGAUGAAUUGAAGUUGGACAAGGAACUUGUGACAGAAGCUCUUAAAUGCAACGGUUACGUGUUAAACUAUAGUGAUGAAUUGUAUCGACAAAGAAUGGAUUAUUGUUAUUGUGGUGCUUAUUUGACAGCGAAUAAUAAGGGUAGUAUUAAUAAGGCCAACCCGCUAGACGACAAAAGAGCUCAAGAGAAGGAUAUUCUUCAAAAAGCCUUCAAUGAUUGCAAAAAGGAAUCUAACCUUGUCUGUAACGAUAAUUUAUAUCAAGCAAAAAGAACAGACCAACCUUUUCAUGUUGGAGCGUUUAAAAAGAGAAUGCAAUAA